Messenger RNA from Drosophila serrata, 494 nucleotides. RefSeq lists its product as uncharacterized. Lineage: Eukaryota; Metazoa; Arthropoda; Insecta; Diptera; Drosophilidae. The record is from RefSeq and is a predicted model, not a curated record.
UGUAUGAAAGCAUAGGAACAUUUGCUUUACACUCCAGAAAUUCGAGCUUUAAAUAUAUACAAUUAUUCAGCAUAAAAAGGUCAGAGUUUAGAUUGAGACAAAUUUAAGUAAAUUUGGAAUCAAUUUUGCCUGAAUGGAUAACGAUGAGAAUCAGGUGCAGCCUGUGCUGGAAACCAUUCCGCCUGGCAAUCGGUGGGCAGACUUGGCAGAGAUAACCAGAGGCUCGGAGCAGCUGAUGGAGAGUGUCACCUGUAGACUGGAUGCCCUGAACACGGCGCUCGAUCGUCUGGAGGAGCGGACUGAUCGAAUUCUUGUGGAGCUGCGGCAAUUGGUUGGCACAGAGAAUCUGCGCAAAGGUCACGAAGGCUGUGGAGAUCCAGGUGCCGAUGAAUAGGCUAAUAUAAUUCAUCAUUUAAGUCUUUCACGAUAUAUACUAUAUGUAAUUAAAGGAUAACGAAUGCUUAGUAGAUAAUUUAGAUGUUAAAUAAAUUCGA